Messenger RNA from Megalopta genalis, 2184 nucleotides. RefSeq lists its product as uncharacterized. The record is from RefSeq and is a predicted model, not a curated record. Lineage: Eukaryota; Metazoa; Arthropoda; Insecta; Hymenoptera; Halictidae.
UUUCGUUCGCGUGUAGUAUGCGCCGCCGUUGCAGAAGCGGAGCGUGCGGAACGGCCGUGUCCCGUUCCCUUGUUUGUGGCGAAAUUUAACUGCACCGAUAACGAUAGCCGAUAAAUUAUUUUUCUCGGGUUAGCUCGUCGCACGGCUGGCGAACUUAGCCGGACUCGGACUCGCCUCUCUUCGGCAACAUAGCGUGUUUCCGCAACUUUCACGGCGAGGCUCGCACGAGGUUCCCAGUGUGUGGCGGCUGCUCCAUGACGGUUGCAUGUCGCGAUCAUAGAAAUCGUUGUCGAUCGUUCGCAGUCUCGUUCGGUUCUAAAACAUGGAAAAAAUCGUGCGGGUCAGGAUCCACCGGAAAGAAGAAGAGAAAGAAGAGUAUGUGGCAGAUGUUGUCGAAGAGAAACUGCGAACGCUCCUCGAAGACGGGGCAAACACUUUCAUGGGCCUGAAGUGGCUUCGGCCGGAAUUGCCGGACUUCUUCGACGAGAAGAAGUUCCUCGACGGGCAGCGGAUGUUUCACAAUAAUGUUUUCACGAUGAUGAUCGCCAAACUUUGCGGCCUGUUGUCCCUAUUUGCUGUACCGUCGAUCAAGAACGUUUUAGCGUUCACCAAACAGAGCGGCACGCCUUGCGCGUCCUUCCACAGAUACGUGUCCACUAUUCUACACACGUGGGCCUGGUAUGGGAAGAGACCUGAAAUUGAGAGACAGUUCCUCGACUCCCUGAAGAUCGUUCGGAAAAAGCACUGCGUGGCUUUUCGUAGAAGCUGCGAGGCGGGGCUGAGCCGUGUCACGCAGCUGGAUAUGGCGUUGGCUCAGUUCGGUUUCAUGGGAUUCACCCUUCUGGCCGGUGACUAUCUCGGGGUGAACAACAGUUCCGAGGAACUCGAGGGACUGAUUCACUUCUGGCGCGUGGUCGGCAGCAUGCUCGGAAUGGAGGACAAAUACAACCUAUGCUCGGGAAGCGUCGAGGAGACCCGCGCCCUUUGCAGACGCGUCCUGGACGACGUGUUCCUGCCGUCUCUUGCCAACGAGAACAAAGAUUUCAACGAGAUGAGCCGCACCCUGAUGAAAGGCCUGUGGCCGAUGACCCCGUACAUGGACCCGGACGCGUUCAUCGCGUUCACCCUGACAUUGGCGUCCGCCAGCGCCACCAACAACAAUCACUCGUUGAAGAUAGACACGUCGCACCUGUCCCGCUACGGCAGAUUCGUCCUGCAUCUUCAGACGAUGGUGCACAAGUACCUGCUGCCGACCACGCACUGGUGGUCCUCGUUCUUCAGGGCGUACUUCAACGGUCAGAUGCGGUUGACCAUGUACCUGAUCGAAAACCUGCCGUUCCUGGCGUUCUGGACCUACGGCAUCAAGAAUUCCUACGUGAACAUCUUCAAGUACCGAGUGAUUUGAACUAGCCGUUACGCGACGCGUCUUACCCCGUUAUAUUUUAUGGAAACGCGUUACGUUUCUCUUCUUACGUUCGUCGUGUUAACGCGCGAAACGCUCGCGCAAACACGCCGGUUCAUUCCGGUGUUUCGAAUAGGCGGGAUUGCCGCGCGAAGCGAAAGGGAAAGAAAGAACGUGAGAACUGUUCGGUUGACACGGUGAUUUAGCACGUUCUUACCUGUUGAUAGUAUCGCGGCGCAGACGGGGAUGCUUGAUUUACCGGCUAAUGCUCCGCUGUUAGUACCUGCGCACCCGGUGAUUCAUUAGGACUGUUUAGCCAUUAAGUUCUUUGUACGUUAUUAAGCUCGUAGAAAGGUUAGGAGUCGACGAGAAGAACGUUUGAACCCUCUGCUAGGCGCACGUGUAUUUAUUUGCGGGCGAAACCGCCUGGACUGAAGUAGCCGAGCCUUGUUUUAUCGUAUCUUGUGGUAUUUUAGUUCGGCGAUAUGCAUUUUAGAAUAUAACGCGCCUAACAGAUGGUUAAUAAAGUGUAUAAAUGGAACUUCUGUUGAGUCGAGAAAGGUGAAAGUUGCAUUGUUCUAGUACAGGCCUAGGGAACAUGUCCGCCGUCGCUUCCACUCGGCGGCAGUCGGUUCCCCCACCACGUCGACCGUCGCGUGCGUGAGCGAGGCGUAGGCGUGGUGGGGGAAGCCUGAAUGUUAUAUUAUAAAAUUAUUAUUAUUAUUAUUGUUAUGUAUUGUUAUAUAUAAUACCAAUAAUGUAUUUUCCGUUUUGUUCGAUUA